Molecule: messenger RNA, 2689 nt
Organism: Triticum aestivum (bread wheat)
Lineage: Eukaryota; Viridiplantae; Streptophyta; Magnoliopsida; Poales; Poaceae
Exons: 4
Coding region: 1-798 (265 amino acids)
Source: RefSeq, a predicted model, not a curated record
AUGACGCAUGUUAGAGGAUCGGGCUCCCUCACCUUUGUCCCCUUUCCCCACCCACACGGCGCCGCGGCUGACCUCCACCUUGCUGGCUGGCCGCCGUCUCUCUGCGCGCCCAGCUCCAGCCCCCGCCCCCGCCCCCGCCUUGCCUCUCCGCGCUCUCCCUGGCCACCGCGCCGUCCACGCCGACUCGCCCCACGACGACCACCGCGCCGUCGCUCCCCCCUCAUCUUGAAUGCCGGCGUGGUGGCGCGCCACCGGGAGCUGCGCCUCCAGCCACCAAGAUGGUCACCCGGAUCGAUUCACCUCCAGCGAGAAGCCGGGAAGCAGGGGAGCGCCACCCACCACGCAGCAGCAGCAGCAGCAGCAGAUGAAUUUCCACUUAGGAUUAGUCGGGCUGGAUUUCAACAAGCCACUACUCCAAUUUUAUUAAGCCAGUACCCCAAUUCCAAGAUGAUCCAGUAUACUGAAAAACACCAAGUGGAAAUUGCAUGGCUGUUUGACUUAGCAUGCCCGGAUGUUGCCAAGAGGCAAGGAUUGUUCGAAGCAACACCAACACAUUUUAUUCUUCAUGACAUGCACAUACAUGCCAACAUGCCUGAUUACCAACGCUACUGCAUCACCAUUGCUUCAGUGUGUAGCCUCAUCUCUGAGUACGAGGUGAUCCACACCUAUUGUUUACUUGACAUUAUUGGUCACAGGUCUUUGUUGGCUGCUUUCUUGGCAUUGCCGUGGGAUCCUGGACAGCAAACAAAUGCUGGUACCAAAUACCUCUCAGUUGUUCAUGGACUUCAGUUGAGUUGAAAGCCUGGUCUCCAUCGUCGCGGCAUGUUCCUGGUCAACAUUACAUGUGGCUGAUGAUUUGGGGGAUAACUGACGACAGACCUAUUACUGCAUGUUCGGUUAUGCUACAGACCACUGAAUUUUGUUCCACAGAAGUGAGCUCAUGGAAGAUAUCUGGUUUCAAUAUCAUUAUCAGUAUCCAAGCUGACUACUGCUAUGCGUGCUCUGUUCCUGACAAUACAUAUCUGCAAUCCAUGGCCGAGUGCUCUCCUGCUGAGAUAUGCUGACUUGGGUUCCAGGUGACAGUGUAUGGAUUCCUGUUGCAUAUGUUGUUGUUACCGAUGGCGUAUGGACCGUCAAGUGCUUCUGGGUGUUCCUCGUUGUUCCACAGGCAUUUCAGUUCCUUGCUUAUGUUGCCAUAUGGAGAUCCUGCAGUGUGGAGUUUUGUCAAGGCAAGUUGUCAGGGGAUCCAGGCAUCUGGGCCCUUCUCUAUUUCUUCGGACUUUUCACUCAAGCUGAAGUAUAUAAUAGGAAGGAGGAAUGUUGUAGCUCCAACCUACUAUCACGGCCACUGCCUCAACCAUGCUCUGACAACGUCUCUGUCAACCAACACUAUUACCUCAAUGCUUUCUGUGACCAAGUGAACAUCAGCGACGACUACUUCCUUGAGCAAGUCGGCGUCGUUUGCUACCUCAACCUCGCCAAGUUCCGCCUCAACUACGGCACCCACCGGCCACCGCCACCUUGGCGAAGUCAUGAAGCACCAAGUACCAUGGGAUCCCUUUGGUUUCCACAUUGAGUCGGCUUGAGUGCAAGCCGAAAUUUAAGGAAGAGGGAAUGUCAGUGGCCUCACUCUCUGUAGCUGGGCCGUACAGAAGGGCGCCUCUUGGGCCCGGGCCUGCCAGCAAACUACUACAUGAGAUGAGUACAAAUAGAACAGAAAGGCAUCUGAAGACGGGGACAAACGGAAGGGCUUCGGCCUCAGCUUGGCGUGGUGUCGUCUUCUCCGCUUUCCCGUUCCUGUACUGCUCGUCUUCCUCCCCUAUCCCCUCCAUGAAUUCCAUUAGUUAGCUUCCAAUUCCUCCAUCAAUGGCUUGCAACCUUUGAAUCAUAGCUGGAUUGUUAACAUUUACCCUGAUUCUUCAGUUCAGUUAAGUUGAGACACCCAAUUCCUCUGUCCCUCAUCUGAAAUCUCUUCUUCAGUUAAGUUGAGACACCCAAUUCAUCUGUCCCUCUUCUUAAAUCUCUUCUUCAGUUAAGUUGAGACACCCAAUUCCUCUGUCCCUCAUCUGAAAUCAAUUCUUCAGUUAGCUUGAGACAGAGUUGUUUGCUUCCCCCGUCCCGCAACGGCAGCCGCAACAUCAGGUUCAACAGUAUCAUCAGUUUCGCAUAAUUUCUUGAAAAAAAAAAUCUGUUGCCAUUUCCUCAAUCUGCUUCUUUUCCUGAACCAAGUUCCCCUCUGCAUCUUUUCGUUUCCCUGAUCUUAUUUUUCCUCUGUCGACAUGCGGCUUUUCGUUGAAAAUACAUAUGGUGAUUUGUUCCCCCUCUCUGAUAGUAGUGACUCGAGCGCGUUGGCGCCAUAGCAUCUUCUCUUCUCUGUACAGAUAUUCAUCCAACUCAUUUGAGCUCUGAAUCAGACUUGUGCCUUAGCUUCUGAGUUCUGAACUCUGAACCAGGUUUUUUUUUCUACUUCAGUUCAGUUUAGUUGGGACACCCAAUUCCUCUGCUCCUCGUCUGAACUUUCUUCUUCAGUUAACUUGAGACAGAGACCGAUAGAGAUCGAAUUUCCCGCAGCGGCAACCGCAACCGCUACCGCAGCCGCCUCUGAAGGAAAGAGGGCUUGCUGAGCCUCCCCUGUUGUGGCGUCUCCCCUGUUCCUCCCUUCAAAUACCCCCCCUCCCGCCCCAACCAA